GUUUCUCUUUUCAUUUCCUUUUCAGAUUCAAAACCCUAAACCUACUACUUCUGCAAAUUUAAAUUAAAACCCACAUAUUAUUAUAUUAUUCUUCUUCUUCUUCCUCCCUUCUUCUUUCUCAUCCCUCCGCCCCUUCCUCUUUCUCAGCCUUCUUCCUCUGCAUCGAUGAAUGGGUUUGCUCAGCAGGCAGAGAGCAUGAGUGAAAGGAUGGCGAAGACUUUCAUGAGCAGGUUCGAGCCGGGUAAGGUUCUGUUGUGUUCGAUCGGUGUUCACGUCAGUUCUCACAUCAACUCAGACGAACCUGUUCUACGCCCACUCAACCAUGUCGUUUGGAGCCAUGAGCAACGUGAGGAAAGACCUCAUCCAUGGAUUCCCCCAAAAACGAUCUUUGAUUCCCUCGAAGAAAACGGAGAUCUGGGUUUGAGAAAACUCAGAUCUGGGUUUUCUCAAGCCCAGAUCUGGGUUCUCUCAACCCAGCUUCAACACCAGCUGCACCUUCCUUUUGGCUCUCACUGUGCACUCGCUCUUGCUCAAAACAGUGCUUUUGCUGCGAAGGAGAAGUAAGGAAGAGAAGGAUCGAGCAAAGCUUGUGUUGUUUUGGUGCUUUUUAUUCGACCUACUUUUGCAGUUGCCAAGAGCAUUGGUUCACAUGGGAGUAGGAACAGAGGAGAAAAUGGAGAGGAGCACGCCGGUGAGGAAGCCACACACAUCAACUGCAGCAACCACCUGCAAAUGUGAGCUUAUCUAGUGGAGGUGAUAUUGGUUCUCAACAACCUUCUGCUUGAGGGGCAAAGUGAUCUCCUCCAGUUUUCCUCCUGUAAAUCUGGUAGGCAUCGAGGAAAUAGCAUUACGUACUUUUUGCACCGAUCGCUUUGUGCAGUUUUGGCCUUUUUUCCUUUUUUUUUUUUUUUUUUUGUGUGUUUCUUUUUGUGUGUGUGUGUGUGUGCAAUGCCACCUUCAUGCAGGAUCUGUUGUACAAGAAAAUUUUGAGGUUUUU
Rubroshorea leprosula is the source of this 997-nucleotide messenger RNA. The record is from the annotation of a GenBank genome assembly. NCBI's taxonomy places the organism in Eukaryota, Viridiplantae, Streptophyta, Magnoliopsida, Malvales, Dipterocarpaceae.